GAAUCUGGAGCAUAAUUUAGUUAGCAUACAACUGUCGAUGCAAUGAACCUUUGCUCGAGCCCGGUACCCGGACUAGCAAGACGUAUAUUUGCCGGAACGACAAGGACUUCGCCCGCCUAGAGGACAGUGUACUAGAGAGGUUCCUAAACCUGUGUGUCUCGGUCGGCCGCGCGUGAUCGCUCGCGUCAAUCGAUUUGCUCCCUCGGUAUUUUUUCUUCUUUUUUAUUUUCUUCUGCUUACCCCACUAGAAUCCAGCACCGAUGCUUUUCACUGGUGCCAACAACGUAGUAAGGAAGAAUGAAUGAAUUGUUCCACACAAAGAAAUCCUGGGAAAUUCUUUUCAUAGACUGACGGUGGGAAAAGUUUUUCUUUCGUUAUUUAGAAUGGUCGAGCAAGAUUCGCCCAUUAUGGAGGACAAGUUUAUGGUAACAGUGACUCUGACGAAGUAAAACUAAUCUAGAGUUGUGAAUUGAGAAUGUUGUACCUCGGCUAUACAUGAGCCGUUGUACAUAACGAACUCUGCCAGCCUGUAUUGAAACCCUAUAUAUAAAAAGUCCUCUGUGUGCAUUCUGGAUGCAGUAUAAUUAAUUAUUAAACAGUCUCUACACAGUGCGCCAACCUUUCUUCCGGAAAGAGUAGUUCCGUUUUGUCGGCAAAUGUGCAGCAACGGACAAACGACAAAAGCAGGAGCAACGAAAACAAUGGCCAGGCGCUCCUCCCGACAGCGCUCCUUUAAAGGAAAGUGUUGAUUGAGACCACAUGUGCGUGUUCAUAAGCUUGUGUACAAGUGUGUGGGUGUGUAAAUGUUGUAUUUAUUAAAGAAAGGCCAUCCAUCGUGUUGUUAGUAGGGUGGGUUCGAACGCGCGGGUGCCACAUUGGAGGAACGGUGGAGCUAAUUACUGGUCUCUCCACUUCCCCCACCGCCCGCAGCUUUUCCAGCUGCGUUGUCUUAACGGCAUCGAUUGUUUUCCCGGUUUAUUAUGUCGUUUGUGUGCUAGUAUUGGUCAGAGUGAAGAAGAUAACCUUGCUACCUGACUGAUAAAUAAUGUGUGGAAGGUGUUUACGUGCACUGGGCACUGGAAAGUGAGGUCGCGUUUUGUAACGCAGGAAAAUAGAACCGACAAUCCUCUCGCUCCACCUGGGGAGGAAUCCAAUGAAACGAGAAUCCAUCAACUGAAGAGAGGUGCUUCUUCGAUUGCAGACGCUAGCGAAGGCGCACGGGUCACAUCUCUGGAGAAGUGUUUUUCGCAGCUCUUCUUCGUUGGAAUGAGAUAAUUGUUCCAUUCGCGUUCCCUUCGGAGUAAUCGGAUGGAUUCGAACAUGCAUCGUUACCAUGUUGACCCAGAGCGAAAUUCUUUACGAAACUCGACUCAUCUCGUCACUGCCAGCACCAUAAUUAGCGAACGGAAAGUGUUCACUUAUCGUAUCGUUGUAACUCCACUGGCAACCCAUCCAUCAGCGUAAGCUUUCCCUAUGCUAAGAACAACAGAACAUUAAAUGCUCUGCUUCCAAUCGCAAAACGAGCCAAUUAAGUACGUGUAACAUGAGCCAAACUAAAAAGUUGAACGCAAUCAGUUCCAAAAAUCGUUCGGAGGAAAAGUCCUGUCGUAGCCAAAAGUGGAGCAAGCGGAGGCGACGGAAAUGGAUGCCACCGUCCAGCAGUAACGCGAUACCGUUCCGAUAUUUUUAUCUGUUUCUGCUGCUGCGAAUAGCCGUGGAGGCGGCCAAGAGUUCCUCCGCCGGUGGCGGAGAGAAAAGUCAUGUACAGCAACGUUUCGCAUUGGAACCUCAGGAUCAGACAGCGGUGGUUGGAUCGCGUGUUACGCUGCCCUGUCGAGUGGUGAAUAAGUCCGGACAGUUGCAGUGGACGAAAGACGACUUUGGCCUGGGCACGCACAGGGAUCUUAGUGGCUUCGAACGGUACUCGAUGGUGGGAAGCGACGAAGAGGGAGACUUUUCGCUGGGCAUCUUUCCGGUCAUGCUGGAUGAUGACGCAAAGUAUCAAUGUCAGGUUGGACCUGGGAAGAGAGGCACAGCCGGAAUAAGGUCCCGUUUUGCAACAUUAACUGUGUUGGUGCCACCCGAGCCACCCCAAAUUGUGCAAGGAGAUUUUAUGGUCACAACGGAAGGCAGGGAGAUUGAACUCGAGUGCGUGUCGGUUGGAGGACGACCUGCUGCAGAGAUUACCUGGAUCGAUGGGCUCGGUAACGUGCUGACAGAUGGGAUUGAAUAUAUGAAAGAAGCACUCCCUAAUCAGCGACGAUUCACAGCCAAGUCGAUACUGAAGCUAACACCCAAAAAAGAACACCACAACACGACCUUUUCUUGUCAGGCCCAAAACACUGCAGAUCGUACCUACCGAUCAGUUCGGCUGAAACUUGAGGUGAAGUUUGCUCCAAAGGUUGAGGUUGAACUCAUGAACGGGGAUGACGCCGGUAGAAUUCCUCAGGGAGGUGAAGUUCGACUCCAUUGCCACGCCGAUGCCAAUCCUCCCGAUGUCACUUACAAAUGGUACAUCGGUAAUGAGUUGAUUGUCGGAAAUAGCUCGGUUGAUCUGGUUAUCGCUAAUACUUCUAAAAAGUUUCAUGGUGUAAUUGUGGAUUGUGAAGUUCGAAAUGCGGUGGGGAAGGGCGAAGCUGGUAAAACACUGGAUAUAAGAUAUGGACCCGUCUUUCGAAGCUUGCCAACAUCCGUCGAAGCUGAUUCGAAUACCGGGGUAACACUGAUAUGCGAUGUGGACGGAAAUCCUCCGCCGGAUAUUGUUUGGAUACAUGAUGAGAGCGGUCGGGUUUUGUCCACAUCGGCCAAUCUAACCCUAACCGUUACACCUAUCAACGCUGGCCGGUAUUUCUGCAAGGCGUCGGUUCACGGCUUCGCAGAGAUAGCGGCGGAGGCAUUCAUCUAUCUCAAGGGACCGCCGAAUAUCAGCUCGCCACGACAGCAGUUUGGCACCGUCACCGACACCGGCAUGCUCGAAUGUGAAGCAUUUUCCGUUCCGAGGGCGAAACAUAUCAUCUGGGCACAUAAUGGUCGCGAAAUUAACACCAGUGCCGAAAACGAAUACACCGUUGUCGAGAGCCACCAACCGGAAGGUGUCAAGUCGACAUUAAUCAUUCACAAUAGCCAGCGGCAACACUUUGGUGGCUACAACUGCACCGUCAUCAACGACUAUGGAAUCGAUUUUGUGGAAAUUGAUUUCGUUUCGAAAGAAAAUAUUUUAUUACCAGUCAUCAUUUUCGGUUCCCUCGGUGGACUGACACUUUUAAUCAUCAUCAUCGUGACGACGAUGUGCUUUAGAGGUAGAAAGGGCAGAAAGAAGCUCCCGCCGGCGGAUGUGAUACCGAAGCAGCACAUUUCCGAAAAGGAUUGUAAGGAGCUGGAACGACGAACGUCGAAUGCUGGUGACCUGAAACUAGAUUGUGAUAAUGAAUUCAUCGAAACCUGCCUCGGACCAGACGGAAUGACGACCCAGGUGAACGUAGUUCUCGGUUCGAGUGCAACAAUCGCCAACCAUAACAGAAGUGGACCAAGCGAUGGAGCCGCUUCGGUCGGAAGCUCGGUGAAAACAUCGAGCGAUUAUCGAUUUUCCGGUGAUUUCACCGAAAGCUUGUGUCAACCAGCCAACAAGAGUGGUGGCAGUAACAGCAACAAUGGUCACGUUCCGUACGUGGAUUACUCACACGAUUAUAGCCCACCGGCUGCACAUUUGAUCCAAUUCCGAACGAGUACCAGUAGCAGUAAUAUCAACAGUAGCAUAAGUAACCAGAAUCAAACUUGUGUCAACAGUAGUGGACACAUGACUUUGGGUCGCCCUCGAUUGUCGGAGCUGAGGCAGGAUAAAGCACUUCCAAGCAUUCAGGGGAAUCUUUGCUCUCUGUCUAAUGGAAUAAUCAAGCAACCAGCUCUUCGGACAAACGUACCAUUCGAUAGCAGUUACAGCAGUCCAUACAUGCGUAGCAACAGUACCAGUUUUACCUCGAUCCCACCGGCCACUGCAAAUCUGGCGAUCACUCCUGCCCCUCCGCCGUACAAUGUGGCCACGCGAUCUUCGCAUGGCUUCAACGGUGGUGGUGCGGCCACCAUUUCCUUGGGUUACAGCCCGGGAGCAGCAGGAACCGAUUCAACAAGUCCGAUCUCGCCCCAAUCCGGUUCACUUUCGCUUUCUCAAACGUCCCACCCCGGCGGCGAACAGACUGGAGGAGCUGCCACUACCUGCAGCAACAGUAGCCAUCAUCCGGGCAGCCCUUCUGCAGGUCAAUUUAUUCUUCCAAGCAGUGGAACCGUCAAACAACAUCAACACCAAGCAACGCAUGUGUGAGUUAACCUUGCAGAGUGAAAUCGAUUCUGUAAUAAUAAUUAGCAUAAUCAGUUUAAGUCAGAUAAGUAGUGUCUAAGAUAUACGAGCUGUUAAAAGGCCUUAUUUGGAUUCAGCAAUAGAAAAUAUUGUAUGAUGUACGUAGUCAAUGAAUAGUUCGAGUGACUAAUGUGUUCACCUCCCAAAUUGGAGGGAAGAUUUAGUUGAAGUCCUUGUCAAAAUUAUUACACUAAAUUAAUUACACUGUACGCUGAAAUCUACAUAUCUUCGGGAUAAGCUAAAGAUGAAAAGUGACCGAAUUAGUGGUUAGCGGCCUCAGUACAAAUUACACUUGUUGUGAGCAGGGGGGACAAGGUCUAUCAAAUCCGAGGUCAAAUCUCCGCCUUUGAAAAGUCGGAACCCUCUAUUUCAAAAAUCAAGGCGGUUUUACACUGACAACCAUUCAAAAAAGUCACAGGAAGGUUGUGUGCGAGACACGACCGCAUAUUUGACUUAGAAUCCGGUUAGGCUAUGAUGUUGGAUAUGUUGGAAAAAUUACAUCGGUAAACUCUUUGAUUAUGAUUUGGUGGUCCUGAAAAGGGCCGUUUUGUUUGGUAUUGUUUGUUCAGUUUCACUGUUUGUAUUUACACCAGUGUUCACCGAGUGAUGGUAAACAAUCGUUGGAUGGUGCGUAUCUGAUAAAAGAUACCGAAGUGGAACGAGAUAUGAUGAAAACCGCCCUCUGUGAUCCUAGACGAGAUGCCUCCUGUGUUAUGUAUGGAUGAAAUAAAGAAAAAAUAACUCACCAAUGUAAUAUAUGAUAAUUACCAAUACCCAACACAAUUAUCAUUUUUUCUCAACAGUAAAAACAUGUUACUUUAACAUAGAGAAAACAUAUUUGACAUGGAAAACACUUAUACUAUACUACAUGUAGAGCACAUGGGAAAUCAAUUUUUCUAAUAUUUCUUCACUUUUCCAAUUUUUCUCGCCGUAAAAAUUUUCCUUGGGUGAAAAUGAACACAACAAAACAGACAGUUUAAACCGAACGACCCGUUCUCGAGGGGGAACGCACCUUGGUUUUUAUUUACGAAAAUUGAAAUAAAUCGUUUCAUGUCAUUUUUAAUACAACUGCUACCAUAUACAAUUUUACACCUACACUUGUGCUAAAUUUUUCACAAUAUACGAUCGGUCAUUGAUAUGAAAUUUCACGAAGCAACCAACAUUAAAGUUCCAAAUUUAAAUUUUAUUUGCUAGAAUUAAUCUAUCACUCACCUUACUUGCAAUAUAAAAAUGCCCCCGACUUGCAUAUAUUUGCAAUGCUGAUUUCCCCCAGACUGCUUGGUUUUGAUGUCUCUGUUAGGGAACCGCCGCAUGUGUCGUCAAUUUCGACCAAUUAAAAGAGAGUAUUUCCGUAAGGAUAAGGGUUGAGAUUUUUCAAUUGUUCGAUAGUUAGUUUCAUGACAUAUAUCGUAAGUGACCCACUUUUCAUCGCCAGUCACCAUCCGCUUCAGAAACGGGUCGAUUUUGUUGCGAUUCAGCAGCGAUUCACAUGCGUCGAUACGGUCAAAGAUGUUUUUUUGCGUCAACGUGUGUGGCACCCAUACAUCGAGCUUCUUUGUGAAUCCAAGCUUCUUCAAAUGGUUAAUAACGGUUUGAUGACUUAUCCCCAGCUCUUGGCCGAUGCUACGGUUGCUACUAUGCCGGUCUUUCUCGGCUAAUUCAGCGAUUUUGUCGCAAUUUUCGACGACAGGCCUUCCGGAGCGUGGCGCAUCUUCGACGACCUCUACACCAGAACGAAAACGUUGAAACCAUCGUUGUGCGGUGGAAAUGGAAACUGUAUCGGGUCCAUAAACUGCACAAAUUUUAUUGGCAACUUGAGAUGCAUUUUUGCCUUUGUCAUAGUAGUACUGUAAAAAAUGUCGGAUUUUCUCUUUAUUUUGCUCCAUAUUUGCGACACUAUAACUCACGAACGACUCAACCAAAUAAAACACUGUCAAGGACUAUAUUAUAGUGCGCAAAAAUACCUUUCCAACAAGCUAUAGUAUAACUCUAUACAAUGAAUACAACUAGAACUACGCGAUUACAACGACACCUCGCGGAAAUACCGCAGGACUUUUUUGACAGCCUAAUAUUCUAUCUUCGAUUAGGGAUGCCAGAUAUUUUUCUCUAAUAUCCUCGCACGGCAUAUGGAGAUGUCUUGUGAUGUCUACACUCGUGGAUGGCUUAUGUUCUUGUUUUCAAGAAAACUAUCUCUAAAAGUAAGGAUGCUAUGCCAGCGUGCAAAACAAUAUAACAACAAUUUCGUUUAGAAACUAUUUGUUUUAAAACAGUUUUAUUUGCAUACAAACAUACAGUAUGUUUGUAACCUGUCUGUAGCGCUGUCCCACAUUAAUAGGUAUUUGACCCCCUCAUGUUGACCGAUUGAUCUGAAAUUUGGAACAAACCUUUAUCCAUGCAGUCAUUAUAAAACUGCGUAUUUCAUGAUCUUGAAAAUCCAAGAUGGCGACCGCUCCAAAAUGGCGGAUUACAUAUCUUCUCAAAACCUCAUCAUUAUGGGUUUUUCUAAAAUCCCAUCAAUAAGGGUAUCAAAUGAAAGGGCUCGACUAGUAGAAUACAGUUGUUUGUGGAAAAUUCAAAUUCAAAAUGGCCGCCCCACGAAAUGGCGUCAUAUAUAUAUUUUUUUUCAAAAAUCCAUCAAUAUGGGUAUUGAAUGAAAGGGCUUGACUAGUAGAACACAGUUAUAUAUGAAAAAUUUAAAUCCAAGAUGGCGGCCUCCACAAAAUGGCGGAUCACAUAUUUUAUCAGAAUUCCAUCAAUAUGGGUAUCAAAUGAAAGGGCUUGAUUGGUAGAAUACAGUUAUUUAUGAAAAAUGCAAAUCCAAAAUGGCUGUCACCACAAGAUGGAGCAAUAUGUAUAUAUUUUUCAAAAACUCAUCAAUAUGAGUAUCAAAUGAAAGGGAUUGACUAGUAGAAUACAGUUAUUUGUGAAAAUGCAAAUCCAAUAUGGCGGACCCCCCUCUUUAAGGGGGGAGGGGGUGGUGCUGCCAUACAAACGAAACACAAACUUCUGCAUAACUCGAGAACUAUUCAAGCACAAUUUGAGAUGUGAGGGUUUUUAGGUAUGAGAAAUGUUUCUAUAACGACACCCCUCUCUCCUCUGGAAUGGAGAGAGGGUCCCAUGAAAAUAUUACACAUAUUUCAUCCAAAAAUACUCCAACCAAACAUGACAAUUGAAAAUUUUCGGAAAACUCUGAAGGAAAAAGAGAAAAUUCUGAAAAUUAAAUUCCCAUAUGUUCUACAAUUACAUAGUGACAUGUGCUAUUAGUCCAUUUGAUGUUUGCGCUAGCGAAAUUGAUGUUUGUUCGAAACUGGAAAUGGAUUUUAAUGUGAUGAAACACACUCCUAUAUCUUCUUCUAUCUAUACCGAUAAAAAAGUAUCGCCGAAUGUGUUGAUAAGAGCAGAACUCGAGCAAGGAAUUGUUCGAUUAAAGGCUGUCAUAAUUCUAUUAUAUUUUCUGUAUAAAAAACAGGAAGUGGGUUAUAUCCAUGGUAUAACCGCAAGGGUGACGUAGGACUAUCGUUGAUUUAGAGAUCAUUUGAUUGAAGUUGAAUCUGAAUUCAUUCUGAAUGAAUGAAUAUUUGAGUUACGUUACGUUGGAGGCACAAGGUUUUAUGCAUCCAAUAUUGGAUACGGAAAUAUCCUACUGAUGGGGAAGAAUAAUUUUCAGAAGCUAUCCUGUUAAUUGCGAUUGAUUGAAAAAUCACAAAACCAAAUGUAUUUGAUUGCAGUGUUAUAUGGAUAGAAAACAUUAGAAUAAACUAUUUCGCAUCAAUGUAUUUUUCAAUUCCCAGGGGAACUGGCAGAGUAUUAUUCAGCAACGAUUAAUUCUUUUCAGAUUUUCCUCGAUACUCGAAGCCCACCAGUGGUUAAUACUAACUCGAUAACCACCUGUUAGUAGCAUUUGAUUGAAAAAUAUUUGGUCGCAGUGUUACAUGGAUAGAAAACAUUAAAAUAAACUCUUUCACAUGAAUGUAUUUUUCGAUUCCCAGGGGAACUGGCAUAUUAUUUUUCAGCAAUGAUUAGUUCUUUCCAGCCCUCCAGUGGUUAUUGCUAACUCGAUAACCACCUGUUAAUAGCACUUGAUAGGAAAAUAUUUGGUCGCUGUGUUAUAUGGUUAGAAAACAUUAAAAUAAACUCUUUCGCAUGAAUGUAUUUUUCAAUUCCCAGGGAACUGGCAGAUUAUUUUUCAGCAACGAUUAGAUCUUUCCGAAAUUUUCUCGAUGCUGAAUGGCGUCCAAACGAAUAUAUUCCUUUCAGUUUGGUCUGUAAAAAACUUUUCUGAACUCUUAUCCAUCAAAUUUGGAGCCCUGAAAAGGGCAGUUGAUUUUAUGCUAAGCUAAUAGCACGCUCUACUCGGAUACGAUGGACCAGCUGGAUGUCCUUGGGCAUGAUGUGACGCGUUUUGCAUGGAUAGCACACAAAUUGUUAUUUUCGAAUAGGCCUCCUGCAGCAUCAUAACCGCGGAACUUUGGAAGCGCAAAUCGGUUUUGAAGUCCUGAGCAAUUCCACGAAUCAAAUGCUGCAAAGGUAGAUUGCGGAUCAGCAAUUCGGUCGACUUCUGAUAGCGAUAGACGAAUUUCAGCAAAGUUCCCGGUCGAUAGCGAUGUGGUCUCCCCGCGGCUGGUACACUUAUCCGAGCUGCUUUCGUGGUGCCUUACCACCGAAAGACUAACAAGCUGUGUGCUUGGUCCCACACAAACGAGUCCUCACGGUGCGAGAGUAGAGUAAGAAAUGAACGAAAGCAAAGAAAGUGUCAUUUUAUAAACCAUAAAUAUUCCGAGGAAAAUUAGGUAAGGCUUUAUGUUUUCCUUCACGAUGAUCAAGUAAACAUUCUGAUUCAUUACACCAUCGAUGGGAUAUAAUCGAGGAUUCCAGUUUUACCAAGAAAAUUACCCAGAGCAAAUUGCUUAAUUACAAUUUUUUAAUGAUUUACAAUCUGGCAAUCAGGAUUUCCGUUUCAUAUUUCAAGUCAUUUUUAACACAACUUCUACCAUAUACAAUUUUACACUUAUACUUGUGGAGGCGAUCUGGCGUAGUGGUAACAUCCGUACCUCUCACGCUAAAGGUCACGAGUUCAAAUCUUACUCCCGACAUUCUUCCAAAAAGGAAGUGGAGUGACGAACCAGCCAAAAGUGUUAUAAAUCACUAUAAUACAGAAAGAAAACAAAAU
Messenger RNA from Toxorhynchites rutilus septentrionalis, 9524 nucleotides. Its product is annotated as irregular chiasm C-roughest protein-like. The coding region runs from base 1544 to 4318 and encodes 924 amino acids. The record is from RefSeq and is a predicted model, not a curated record. Gene Ontology annotation, molecular function: cell adhesion molecule binding. Gene Ontology annotation, cellular component: cell-cell junction. Gene Ontology annotation, biological process: cell-cell adhesion. The transcript has 11 exons. NCBI's taxonomy places the organism in Eukaryota, Metazoa, Arthropoda, Insecta, Diptera, Culicidae.